AUGAUGUUGACUGUCACGGGCGUAAAAGUUGUUGCCGGGCUGUGUUUGUGGAGUUUCUUUGUCGCAGGCGUAGCAACAACAACAGGCCCAAAAGCGAAGCGGAAGGCGAAGGGGCAGCAGCUGUUUGUCAAGACACGGACACUCUCCGACAGGCCCGCGGGGAGGAUCGUGUUUGCAGCAGCAAGGUCUGGAACAACGGGUGCGAAGGAGAAGGAGAGUGUUCGGAAUCGGGGCCGACGGUAG
Molecule: messenger RNA, 243 nt
Organism: Morchella importuna
Lineage: Eukaryota; Fungi; Ascomycota; Pezizomycetes; Pezizales; Morchellaceae
Exons: 3
Coding region: 1-243 (80 amino acids)
Source: RefSeq, a predicted model, not a curated record